UUGCGUACCACCGUCGACAGUCAAACCCUGGCGGGAAAUCGUCUUCGGCAUCGUACGAUAUCGCCGCAACACGAUUGGACGGCGCCGAUCAUGAUUUACAUCUGGAAAGGUUAUCAGUCAUCUAUGUCGGCCCAACCUGGGACAAGUGCAUAACAACGAUUUAUAAGUUCUCCUUUAGCAUAGAAUUUUGACAACUGGAGAAUCGGAAUCGAGACGCGAUGGAGUGCGACACAUCCUUCAGCGACAACGAUUCAUUCAACAUAAAUGAAAUCGUCGAAUUAGACGACAUUAUCAACUGUGAAAAAGAACUUUUUAACAAAUUAGAUGGGAUAGAUGGGAUAUUUUCUGAAGUUGGGUUACUUUCUCAGCUUGACAUGUUUGGUGACACUGAAAUUAGAGAAGACUUUGGGCAAAUUGGAAAACAAGAACAAAUGGAAUUAUUUUCCGACAAUGAACAUCAGGAAAAUCUCUCGAAUAACCAUUUACCACAAGUUUCUUUGAAACAUAUGACAUCACCGAGCUCUCAGCAGCAGCAGCAACCACAGGCACAGCUACUUCAACCCCAAGCCAAGGCAACCUAUCCCGAAAUUCCCUUGCAGUGUCCAGCUAAUCCGCAACCCAUAACCACUAUACCGCUUUCGGUCCAUCAGACUUUUCACCCGGGCCACGAACAACAGCCGUUAUCGCAAAUUGUGUUGAACCAAAAUACUUACUUGCUUCAGCCUCAAAAUAAAAUCUUUUAUAGCAACAUAAAGCCAGCUGAGCCCAAGCAGAAUAGUUUUCCGACGAUCGCCCAAGCGGUUACAAAGCACGAACCACCCAUAAUCAGAAAAAAGGCUAAAACUUCACCGGCUCAAGAGAAAAUUAACAACAAUCAGUAUGUCACCGUGCAAAAUGUUAGCAAAAUUCAAGUUCCUCAAGAUCAAAUGAAACAGAUGAUUUUCCAAGCACAACUGAUAGCACCUGCAACUCAACCGGCAGUUCUCUACACUACAGGAAAUAUUCAGGAGAAACCAGUCGUAAAUCUAGUUAAUACGGUAAAUACUAAUGUCACUCCUUGUCCUACUGACAACAGCAACACAGUUUUGGCUACAGGUAUCCCAGUGAUAUUAGAAGCUGAUAAAAUAUCAUUGAACCGAUUGAAAAAUGGGACCAGAGAAAGAGUUCCAAAAUUUAAAGAAGUCAAAAGAAAUAUGCACAAUGCAAUUGAGCGUAGAUACCGAACAAGCAUAAAUGACCGUAUAAUUGAACUUAAAGACAUCAUAGCAGGGCCUGCUGCCAAGAUGAAUAAAUCUUUGAUUUUGCGCAAAGCUAUUGAAUACAUUCGGUACCUCCGGGAGUCCAAUGAGAAGCUAAAACAAGAAAAUUUAGCUCUGAGGAUGGCUUCUAACUCUGUUGAUGGGUUACUCCCUCAAUCGCCGUGCAAAGAGGAAGUCUGCAUUGGUGGAAUCACUCCUCCAAGAUCAGAUAUAUCUUCACCUACAAGAUCAGACCAUUCAGGGCCUCCGACCCCUCAAGAUAUCACUUUCAAUGAAAUUUCUGGAAAAGAAGAUUAUGAAUCGGUUAGGAUGCGUGGCAUGUUGGACCAAACGAGGGUUACGCUUUGUGCAUUCAUGCUCUCAAUUUUGGUGUUCAAUCCAUUUAAAUUCUUUGCGAAUAAAUUUGGAGCUAACAACUUCUACUCUGAUGCUACACUCGAAAGACGAACAUUGCUGGAAGUCUCAGAUAUAUGGAAUGCUGGCUCUUCUGUGCUGCUUUGGGUUUUCAAUAUGUCACUUUUGCUGUGUUGCCUUGUCAAAUUGCUGAUGUUUGGUGAUAUCGUUCUUCCUGCCAAGUCCAAAGAGUCGAUGAAUUUUUGGCGCCAUCGGAAGCAAGCAGACUUUUACAUAUCAAAGGCCAACACUGCAGGGGCAAAACAGGAACUCUUAACAUGUCUCAACAUACUGAACUUGCCGUUGCCCACUACCAAAAUUCACUUAAUGGCUGCGUGUUUGUGGCAAAUAAUUCGCCAGUUUUUACAUAGGCUAUGGAUUGGGCAAUGGCUUUCACAACACGAAGGAGGCUUUUUUGUAAACCUUUCUGCUCGUCAAGAAGCUUUGCGUUCUGCUAGAGAGCAAGCUAUGGUUUACCAUCACCUACACAGACUUUAUCUAAUAGAGCCAAGGUAUUCAUUAACUGAUUUCGUUAUCGCACUUUCUGCUGCUAAUCAAGCAGAAGCUGCUGGGUCGGUUAUGACUAAAGAAGAAUUGGCACAGAUGUAUUUUGCAAUCGCAAUUCAUUUAAAACAGCUCUCAGGACUUCAGUUCAUUAGUAGGUUUUACUUUUGGCUUGGAUGCCGAAUCGGUUUGAAUUCGAAUUCCAACUGGCUAUUUACAAGCCAGGGCAAAAACUUCUUAAUGAACCACAACUGGGAUUAUGAAAAGAAUAAAAUCAACAAUGUUUUUACCGAAUUAACAGAUGGAACCAAUCCUCUCGCGUUUGCCAGCAAAGCAUUUCGUGAGCAUCUGAUUGAUUGUAUCCUCCAUGUGUUGGUCACACCUGGAAGUCGUGCAAUCGAAAAUCCAGCCAACACCGAAAAUGAAGAAAAUACUCAAACUGUUAAAAUUCUUUCAUCGUAUUUGGAAAUACUCUCCAACAAUACUUCCUUCGAAGGUGUAGAGGACAAAACCGCAAAAUGGUGGACGACUAUUAUGCAAGUGGCUACUUUAUGGAUGCAGGGGGAAGAUUACGAAGCAGAAACGCUUUACAAUCAGGCUGAAAAAGUCCCAUCCUACCUCCUAAAUUAUCCAUUGGCGAAAGCAGUGUUGGCCGGGUUUCAAAUGCGACGAUCGUUUAUAUCAGGAAAUAAUCAUAAAGUGACGUUAAAGUACGCAUCUUACGCAUCACAUCAUUUGCUCGACAGCAUCACUUCAAGCCAUAAAGCGGAUGAAAAAACGUUGCUGUCACAACUUAUGUUAUGCGAUUGGCUUUUGGAAACAAGAAUGUCAAUAUGGGAAAGUGGGGCAGUAUCUGUGACAUCCUUGUUCCUUCAAGAUUUCCACUCUGAUAUUGAAUCCCUGAAACAGAUAGCCCAGUUUGUCCCUUCUGCUGUCCGAAGAGUGUUCAUUUAUGAAGCAGCAGUUCAUCUGAUAGCUGGAGCUUCACCAGCACGUGCUCAACACUUUUUGGAUAGAAGCCUUAGGCACAGGCCUACGAGGUCAUCAAUGAUUUGUGGCGGGAAAGAUAAAUCUGGAGAAAAUUCGAGUGGAAAGCGUGAACACGCGGCUGCACUUUACCUCGCUUGUAAACAUUUGCCUGCACCGCUUUUGUCAUCGCCGGGUGAACGAGCUGGAAUGUUGGUUGAAGCGGCGAAAACUCUCGAAGGAAUAGGAGACAAAAAACGUUUGAACAAUUGCUACAAACUUAUGAAAACCUUAGGCACAUCAGCAAUUACAAACUGAAGUAGUAGGUUGUCCGAUACUUAUUGAUUUUACAUCAUUAAAUCGCCUUGUUUCCUAUCAUCUAUGCAAAUGUAAAAUUUUCUAUUUAUGUAAUUGUUUUAUUUUUAAACGCGUUACAAAAUAUAUAUUUGUUACAACUUU
This is a messenger RNA of Cimex lectularius (bed bug), 3581 nucleotides long. It is a transcript of the gene SREBP, whose product is annotated as sterol regulatory element-binding protein 1. The transcript has 15 exons. Gene Ontology annotation, cellular component: nucleus. Gene Ontology annotation, biological process: regulation of transcription by RNA polymerase II. Gene Ontology annotation, molecular function: RNA polymerase II cis-regulatory region sequence-specific DNA binding; DNA-binding transcription factor activity, RNA polymerase II-specific; protein dimerization activity. The record is from RefSeq and is a predicted model, not a curated record. Lineage: Eukaryota; Metazoa; Arthropoda; Insecta; Hemiptera; Cimicidae. The coding region runs from base 219 to 3440 and encodes 1073 amino acids.